This is a messenger RNA of Drosophila hydei, 4586 nucleotides long. RefSeq names its product protein brunelleschi (gene brun). NCBI's taxonomy places the organism in Eukaryota, Metazoa, Arthropoda, Insecta, Diptera, Drosophilidae. The coding region runs from base 380 to 4429 and encodes 1349 amino acids. The transcript is spliced from 11 exons. Gene Ontology annotation, cellular component: trans-Golgi network. The record is from RefSeq and is a predicted model, not a curated record.
UGCAGUUUCAAAUUUGUCAUUCACAGCGAUUUGCACAGCUGAAAACUGAUUUUUUACUUGCUAAAACUAACUGGCAUUUUGUUUGUGUGUGUUUCGUGGUGUUAAAUAAAUUGAUUUAAUUAAUUUCGUAUAUGUCUUACAUGCUCGUGAAAAUUCAAUUCAUUUCAAUUUGUAGAUUGUAAACAUCAUUACAGGUGAAGAGUGUAACAGCAUCAUAGAAAGGGGAGGCAAUCUGAUGUUAUCGCUGGGUACGAAGUUUGCUACAUCUAAGACCGAAACAAUGGAAAUCAAUUGAGUUCGCAGUGUAAGUGGAAAUGUGAAGAUCAAUCGCAAGUCGGAGACCCAAGAACAGGAACUGUUGGAACUAUAGGAGGAACAAAUGCGUGCCGCUGGUGGGCUUGUGCAGUCUAAUGCAAGUGUGGAGCCAGUUAUGUCACGUCUCGAUUAUGAGCAGAAUGCCCUCCAUCAUAGCUGCUUGCUGGUGCUGCUGCGCGGCGUGGGACCUUCCCGUGCCCGCAUUUUGCAACGAGCUUUUGAGAAGGUGCGACGUGUCAAUAAUAUCAAAGUAACGGAUUCUAGCGGUACUGUGCGUACCGUUUAUUUUCGAUUUAUUCACGAUCAUCCCGUGGAGCAUAACGAUUGGGGUGACUUUCAAACCCAUCGUCGCUUGCUCGGCCUUAUAACAAUAGGAAAGUUUGAAAACCAAACUGAGCUAAAUGAGCUAUGCCGUCACCAUGAAUCCCUAAAAGUUAGAUAUGGUAGCACAUUAUACGAGUCACGUGCCAUAUUCUUUGGGCCUGAUGCACAUUCUACGUCAAAUGCAAAUCCAAAUGCUAUAGGCGAUGCGCAACCGGCUCUGCAAACAAUCGGUGAGAAUGACGCUAAUACGGAUCUAACCGGCAAAGAAAAGAUGGCUCAGAUUCAUGGUCGACUUCAGGAUGAGUUUACCACGCCAUCCAAUUUCAAGUCGCAAGCGUUUUUUUAUCGGGAGCAGGAUAUCGGAAUGGAUCUUGAAGCUCGUGUGGCUGAUUUUUUGAAUGCAUUGUUUUGGGUGCUGGAGUCGAGGCGUCUUGAACGUUCUCGCGAGAAAGCCGAUAAGGUCAGUCUCCUGCUGGCACCCUUCGAGAAACGCGAUUUUGUGGGGUUGGAUAUGGAGUCGCGCAACAACCGCAAACGCUGUGUGGGCCGCGUUAUGAAGAACUUGGCAGAUCUGUCAUUGCAGGCUGGUCUCUUAGAUGAUGCACUUAGCUUGUAUCACAAUGCCAAUGAAACGUUGCGUUCAGUUGGCGACUCUCUGUGGGUUGGGGCCUGUGAAGAGGGUCUGUGCGCAGCUUCUGCUGUUUUAUUGUAUCCACAAAUGCGGGAAACUGAAACAUUUCACAGGAAUGCAUCUCUACAAGAAACAGGUUCUUCACCGCUACGCAACAUGCCGGAGAAGUGGCGUACAAGCGAUGCAACGAAGAAAAUAAAUGCACCAGCAGUAAGCACAGGAACCACGACUGCGGCAUCAGCAAACUACGCAGAUGCUUUCAACUCGCAUUCAUCUUCCUGCUCAUCGGUGUCAUCCAUAUUGACUAACAAUUCCUCUUCAUCGGGUACACCCACAACCUCCACAUCCUCUUCUUCGACAUCGACAAUAUCGGUAGCGCCACAUAGCCAGCGCAAUGGCGAGCUACCUGGCAAUAUAAUUAAGCCUGAAGAUAUAACCAAUUAUUAUAGGAAGGCUAUAAUAAACUAUAGCAAAUACCGACAUGCAGCAACCAUUGAGACAGAGGCAGCUCUGAAAGCUUCGCGCGUAUGUAUUGAGCAAAAUCGACCGCUGGACGUGGCCAUGUUUCUGCAAAACAUUCUUUACAUAAAUCUCAGCAUGAGUGAAUCAGAUCGCGUUAAGCGAUUUGAAGUUAUAACAGAACUAUAUCAGCAGAUCGGUUACCAGCGUAAAGCUGCAUUUUUUCAGCGCCUGGCUGCGCUAAAACAUGUACAGCAGGGCACUCAGACACCAGACUGGACGCAAAGCUAUCGCCUCAUGUUAGGCAGCUUUACAGGUUAUCUGCUAUCCUUGGAUCCACUGGAAGUGUUGGAGAAUGCUGCUGGUUGGCCAGCAUUGCAAAUAGAUCUGGUGCAAAGUCUUAUAUCUGCAGCGAGACGUCUUGGAUACUCGGCACUGGCUACGCGCCAUAUGACAUUUCUGCUUCAAACGCAAUGGGACAAUAUGUCUGCUGCGGAACAAAGCGAAAUGGCUGUACAGCUUCAGAAUCUAAGCGCACAGUGUGAAGGCUCGCCUGUACCUUUGGUACUGGACAAUGGGACUGUGAUACCUCCCGCCAACCUUACCGAUUUACCCUACUUGACGCAGUUGGCAGUACGAGACUUACCUGCACACUUGCGCCCACAACGUAUUAAAAUUGCCAAAGCUGACAGCGGUCCAUUUCUAUUCACUCCAAUUCACUUCAACUCGGUUGAUCGCCGCGACAAGAAGAAAGACAAAAGCAAAAUAGAUUUUCUUUGGGUGCAAAACGAUAUUUGCGAGGUAUGCUUAACACUUCGCAAUCCCUUGCCAUUUGAGCUGGCCGUCACUGACAUGCGUCUGCUUACAAAUGGCGUGGUAUUUGAAUCGUUGCCCCAGACAGUUGUCUUGAAGCCGCAUGUGCUCACACAAGUGUCUCUACAUGGAAAACCCAUUGAAACUGGACAACUGGAUCUGCAGGGUUAUAGUACUCAUACUUUGGGCAUCAAGUCGAACUGUCGGCUGAAGCAUAUGCGAGGACGUUACUUUCCGCCCAACUAUGUAGUGGAUGUAAUACCUGCCUUGCCAAGCAUUACUAUCAAAACAUCGCUUCCUCAGUCCGCAUCGUUUAGCAACAUGAAUAGUGCGGACCUGGUGGUUACAUCUGCAAGUCUGACCCUUUACAACGGAGAGUCCUCUAGUUGCAUUAUUACUAUAAGGAAUGAGAGCAAUACAUUACCGGUCGAGCAUCUCGAAGUAAACAUUAAUUCAAAUGUGGAGCAAGAAACACAAAAAAAAAUGUUUCGAAUUGAUGAACAGGCACUGCUGGCGCAGCUACCCGUACCUCCGUUAAGUACUAUUGAAUUCGAACUCCUUAUAUAUGCUGACGCCGAUUUUGUAUGCCCUAUACCAACGGACCUUAUAAAUUCAUUCGGCCCCGGGGCUUCUCAAGAAUAUGGAACGUCUUCGCUAUCGCAGUAUUCUAAUGUUACAGGUCAAUCUGCUAGUCUACCAUUGCGUGUUAGUUCACCGCAACAUCGACGACAAGAUAAUAUAAGUGUUCAUUCAAAAGUGUCCGGGACUCAGCAUUUGAUAAGCACUUUACCCCUACAUCCGGACGGACCAGGGGCUUCGUUCAAUAGUGGAUCGAAUGUACAUUCUGCACAGAACAGCCAACAUGUGGAGGCUCAAUUGCGCUUUAAGUACUCCGGCGGGCAGGCGUUGGUUGAAGGCUUUUGUCGUCAGUGCGCGGUGUCUUUUAACCUUGAGCUACUUCCUAGUACCCUGAUAACAAGCUGGGAUGUUUUACCCGCUGAAAUCCCUUCACAGUUCUACUUAGUUUUAGACAUAUCUAACCUUACCGCUCAAGAAAUGUCGCUCAACUACACUGAUAACAAGAAUAUUCUCAUAGAAGCCAAUGAAAGUUGUCGAGUACCUAUCCCGGUUGACCGCUGCUCAUUGGAGCAAAUAUGUGACGCACGUGCAGCGGAAGUUGCUGAAAAUCUUGAACGCGAGCUGUGUUUUCGCACGCAAAUUCUUUCCUUUAGCGAUGCACUAAGCAAGCUUUGCUCAACUCAUAUAGCAGACCGUGUGAAAAUUAAUUGGCUGCUAACGGGCACUGACAUAAAAGGGAUUGCAUCGCUACGCGGGAUUUUUCUAUCGCAUAGUAUGGUCAAUCUGACCACUAUCGCCCCUCUUCAAUGGGGUAUAAGCUUUCAGGAUACGGUAGUGCAGCCACAUAGCGAGUUAAUUUGCACUAUUGGUCAGAGUGCGAAGCUCACAAUUAAUCUCACAAAUCAAUCAUUACAUCCACUUAAGAAUUUGGUAUUAACUAUAAAAUUUUAUCAAGACUACUUAAAUGGGAUAGAAAACUACAAUCUUGAGACGCGCGUUGCAAUAUCUGGACCUAACCGAAUUACAAUCCCUAUUUUGGAGAAGUACGAGCAAUCGCAGCAUAAUUGCUCUGUGAUAUUUUUUACGCCUGGUCGCUUCAAGGCCAGCGUUGAGUGCGCCACUAGACCCCAAAAAAGUAGUAGUAUUUUGACACGCUCAUGUCCAGAAGCUCCCAAUUUGAGUCAAUUAGAAAAAAAGUCAUCAUCACCAGCCAAUUCAAACACUAUUUCGGCUUCUGGCCUUGACGAGCAUCAGGCGCAUAUAUGGAAAUUUAUACCACCUAUUGAGGUGACUGUUGUAGAGCCGUGAUUGAGUAAAUUGUUAAUAAUAUGUAGUUAAUUUUUGUUACAUCUGUAAUUCUAUUUGUAUUUAUUUUCAUAUCACGUAUACGUAUAUGAUACCGCUGUUAAUAUGUGUAAACACAAAUAGCUUACUGUUACUGUAAUAUGAAAAGCAAUUGUUUUGA